CAAGGGGAGAAGGGGCAGAAACCACUUGAAGGCGGCCUGAGAGCGAGGGCUCGGAGACGGGUUUCAUGGUGCAGAUCAAAGCCUGUGGUGGCAGAAGAGAUUCGGGGCCGAGGUGGCCUCUGCCUUAAAGUGCGGUGACACUUCCCAGAGGAGCCACAUGGACGAGAAGCCGUCCCCCAGGAAAGGCCCACCUCCCUGCUCCCUGCGCUGCGGCCUGGCCGUGGUCAUGCACCUGACCAACCUCGCCAUGAUCACGCAGCGGGUGAGUCUGAGCAUCGCCGUCAUCGCCAUGGUCAACGACACCGGGCAGCCGGCUGCGGCCAACGCCUCCGAGGAUGGGGCUCGUGCAGACGCGCCCCAGGACCCCGGCAGGCCCCUGCAGGAGCUCGGCGCUGGGAGCGCGGCGUACGCAUGGAGCCCCGAGACGCAGGGCAUCAUCUUCAGCUCCAUCCACUACGGGAUAAUCCUGACCCUGGUCCCGAGCGGGUACCUGGCGGGGAUAUUCGGGGCGAAGCGGAUGCUGGGCGCCGGCUUGCUCAUCUCCUCCCUCCUCACCCUCUUCACGCCGUGGGCCGCCGACCUCGGAGUGCCCCUGCUGGUCGUGGUGCGGGCCGUCCAGGGCAUGGCCCAGGGAAUGGCGUGGACGGGCCAGUUUACCAUUUGGGCAAAGUGGGCCCCCCCCCUGGAACGCAGCAGGCUCACCAGCAUCGCGGGCUCAGGGGCAGCGUGCGGGUCCUUCAUCAUCCUCUGUGUGGGCGGGCUCAUCUCACAGGCCUUGGGCUGGCCUUGCAUCUUCUACAUCUUCGGCGGCAUCGGCUGUGCGUGCUGUCUCCUGUGGUUCACGGUGAUUUACGAUGACCCCGUGCGUCACCCGUGCAUAAGCGUCAGGGAAAAGGAUCACAUCGUGUCCUCGCUGGCGCAGCAGCCCACGUCCCGGCGACGCUCUGUCCCCAUAAGGGCCAUGGUCCGCUGCCUGCCGCUGUGGGCCAUCUUCACGGGGUUCUUCAGCCACUUCUGGCUGUGCACCAUCAUCAUCACGUACCUGCCGACCUACAUCCACUCCGUGCUCCACGUCGACAUCAGAGAGAGCGGGGUCCUGUCCUCCCUGCCCUUUGUCGCCGCCUCGACGUGCACGAUUCUGGGGGGUCAGCUGGCCGAUUUCCUCCUGUCCAGGAAUCUCCUCAGGCUGGUCACUGUGCGGAAGCUCUUCUCGUCCCUGGGGCUGCUCCUCCCGUCGCUCUGCGCCGUGGCCCUGCCCUUCGUGGCCUCCAGCUACGUGACCACCGUGGUCCUGCUGAUACUGAUCCCUGGGACCAGCAACCUGUGUGACGCGGGGUUCAUCGUCAACAGCUUAGACGUCGCCCCCAGGUACGCCAGCCUCCUCAUGGGCGUCUCGCGGGGAUUCGGGCUCGUCGCGGGGAUCAUCUCCUCCACCACCACCGGCUUCCUCAUCAGCCAGGACGCGGUGUCCGGCUGGAGGCACGUCUUCUUCCUGUCCGCCGCCGUCAACGUGCUCGGCCUGCUGUUCUACCUGGCGUUCGGGCAGGCGGAGAUCCAGGACUGGGCCAGAGACAGGAGACUCACCCGCCUCUGAGGACGCCGAGCGGUGGGUGGAUGCGGAGCCGGCCGGCGACGGUUCCCCGUUUCUCCACUGGUCU
This is a messenger RNA of Phyllostomus discolor (pale spear-nosed bat), 1658 nucleotides long. Its product is annotated as sodium-dependent phosphate transport protein 3-like. Bases 158 to 1594 code for a protein of 478 amino acids. The transcript is spliced from 12 exons. Gene Ontology annotation, molecular function: transmembrane transporter activity. Lineage: Eukaryota; Metazoa; Chordata; Mammalia; Chiroptera; Phyllostomidae. The record is from RefSeq and is a predicted model, not a curated record. Gene Ontology annotation, biological process: transmembrane transport; monoatomic anion transport.